AUGAGGUACAAAACUCUGUUCUUUGGAUUAUCUUGUAUUCUUUUUGCUUAUUAUAUUUAUACACCCAUACCAGAAAACAUUGAAGAAUACUGGAAAGUGAGAAUCAUAGAUGCUGGUACGAAAAUAUCAUCACUUAUGGGCACAUUAUUUGAAAAUAUGGGUAUUAUGAAAUUUGAAGACUUUUUCAACAUAUUAAUGAAACUUCAAAAUAUAAAGCCAGUUUCAGAUGAAAACAUUACAGUGAUUGACACAGACUUCAGUAGCAUUCCUGUUCGUCUGUAUUUGCCAAAAAGGAAGUCUGAAAGACAGAGACCAGCUGUUAUUUAUAUUCAUGGUGGUGCCUUUUGCUUUGGAAGUCGCAAGAUGCUGCCUUAUGACUUCCUGAAUCGACUGACAGCCAACAAACUUGAUGCUGUUGUUAUAGUACCAGACUACAGACUGGCUCCUCAGUAUCCAUUCCCAGCAGCCAUUGAAGAUUGUGUUUCUGUGGUCAAGUUCUUUCUCCAGGAUAAAGUUCUUGAAAAAUAUGGAGUGGAUCCUUCUCGCAUCUGUAUUUCAGGAGACAGUUCUGGGGGCACCUUGGUAGCAGCAGUGACUCAACUGCUACAGGAUGAUCCAAAAUACAAAAACAAGCUUAAGGCACAAGCCUUGAUAUACCCUGGACUACAGGCAAUUGAUACCAUGAUGCCAUCUUAUCAACAGUAUCAACACGGUCCCUUUCUGUCAAGGAAGGUAGCAAUUAAGGUGUCAUGUCUAUAUUUAACAGAAGAUGAAGAACUGCCAAAGGCAAUACUGAAAAAUGAAUACAUGCCUGAAGGAUCAAGACACCUGUUCAAAUUUGUUAACUGGAGUGACUUUCUUCCUGCAAAGUAUAAAAAGAUCCAUGUUUACAGGGAGCCCAUUAUUGGAAAACUGAAUGCUUCCUAUCCAGGACUUGUUGAUAGUAGAGUAUCUCCUCUGAUAGUCACUGACUCCCAGUUACAGAGAUUGCCAUUAACUUAUGUCCUCACAUGUGAACACGACAUCCUAAGAGAUGAUGGACUUAUUUAUGUCACCCGACUCAGAAAUGCUGGAGUUCCAGUCACACAUGACCAUAUAGAGGAUGGAAUACAUGGAGCCAUAGCAUUUUCCACAGCCCCAGUUUAUUUAAAUUUAGGUUUGAGGGUAAUAGAUAAGUAUAUUAGUUGGUUAGAAGAAAGUCUAUAA
Cricetulus griseus (Chinese hamster) is the source of this 1206-nucleotide messenger RNA. Lineage: Eukaryota; Metazoa; Chordata; Mammalia; Rodentia; Cricetidae. The record is from RefSeq and is a predicted model, not a curated record.